AAGGUCAUCGAGGAAGAAGGUUCCUGUGGAAUUGACAUUUGUAGCGUGUUUUAAAGCUGUGGACGUCGGAUGCGCAAUGUCCCAGCAGUCUGAAACAGGUUGCAGGAACCCCGGACGAUCAGGACAAACUGUCUUGGAUCCCAUGGGAGUUGACUACAUUCCCACAGAGGAGGAGAGGAGAGUUUUCAGAGAGUGCAAUGAGGAGAGCUUUUGGUACAGAUCUCUGCCUAUAUCAGUCGUCAGCAUGGGACUAACUCAGUUUCUGAUCUCCAGAGGUGCGCUCACGGCCUCCGGUAGAUUUGGCUCUUUGCCCAAAGUAGCCUUUGCUGGUGUUUGUGGUUACAUUGGAGGUAAGAUAUCAUAUUUGAAGACUUGUAAGGAAAAGUUCAAAAGCUUGGAAAAUUCUCCACUUGGGGAGGCACUGAAACGGAGAGAGCAGCAUCGCCCACCAAUGCUUACCCAUGAACAGACCGAGUUACAUGAUGCAGACAAAACUGGCUUUGGACCGACGUCUCAACUCGAUGAUCAAAGAAAUCAGUCGUUCUCCUAUGCAAGAGAUUUCACAUACGACGAUCCCAUAAUCUCAGCAUCUCACUCUGACACCCACAUACACAACAAACCCGUUCUGUAUGAAGAUUUACAGAGUAAAGAUAAAGAAAACUAUGACAUCACAGUAACUCAGAAAGCUGAAAAACAGCUAAAGCAUCCACCUGAUGUCACCUCAGCCAAGAAAGGAAAGAAGAAUAUAUAUGGAGACACAUGGGAGGAGUGAGCUCUGUAUGAAGCCUUUCUGUCAAGAUUCAAUGUCAUUUUAACUGUGUUGUGAGUGAUGCUUGUCUACUUAAAAAACACUG
Misgurnus anguillicaudatus (oriental weatherfish) is the source of this 854-nucleotide messenger RNA. The record is from RefSeq and is a predicted model, not a curated record. Lineage: Eukaryota; Metazoa; Chordata; Actinopteri; Cypriniformes; Cobitidae.